ACUCAAUAAAUUAUGAUUGAGAAGUGUUCAAAUUCUCCACAGAGAUAUCAUGAGUUCAUGACCCAUUGACCACGUUAUGUUCUAUAUUUAGUGCUAAAUUGCUAAUCCUCCUGUUGCUGGUGCUAAUACUCUGGGAUCAUGGCUUCUCUGUUUCACAUUUUUCUUCUUUUUCUUGCAAUUUAUUCCCAAAUCUCGUCUUCAACCUCCGACACUCUGAAUAAAGGCUCAUCCCUAUCUGUAGAGAAACCAGACGAUGUUUUAACUUCACCGGAUGGAGUUUUCACCGCCGGGUUUCACCAAGUCGGCAACAAUUCAUUUUGCUUUGCUAUUUGGUACAGUGAGCCAUUUGACCACUACAAAUACAGAACCAUAGUCUGGAUGGCCAACCGUGACCAGCCAGUCAAUGGCAAACACUCAAAGCUCUCCCUCCUCAAAACUGGUGAUCUCAUCUUAACCGACGCUGGUCAAUCCAAUGUUUGGUCCACAGCCACCACUUCAGUCUCUCCGGCGAACUUAAGCCUCCACAAUUCCGGCAAUCUUGUUUUGCUCAACUCGGAGCAUGUCAUUCUAUGGCAGAGCUUUGAUUACCCUACUGAUACUCUUCUUUCGAGCCAACCACUCACCAGAAGCACAAUCCUUGUCUCCAUGAGAAGCCCGAGCAACUACUCCUCAGGCUUCUACAAGCUCUUCUUUGACAAUGACAACCUUCUCCGGCUACUCUUCGACGGUCUUGAGGUUUCAAGUGUGUAUUGGUUUGAGCCGUGGCUCACAGGCCGAGACGCCGGAAGGUCCACAGAUAACAGCAGUAGAGUUGCCGUGAUGGAUUCCCUAGGCAAGUUUACUUCAUCGGACACCUAUACUUUGAUCGCUUCCGAUUAUGGUGCAGCUUGGCAGAGAAGACUGACGGUUGAUUGUGAUGGAAAUGUUCGGUUGCACAGCCGGGCCAAACCCGGAGACAGAUGGAUUGUGACAGGGCAGAUCAUUCAAGAUCCUUGUAAGAUUCAUGGGGUUUGUGGUCCUAAUAGUGUGUGCAGCUAUGAGCCUGGCACCGGAAGAAAAUGUUCUUGCAUUCCUGGUUACAAAAUGUCAAAUCUUACUGAUUGGUAUUAUGGUUGUGAACCUGAGUUCAAUUACACUUGCGGUAGAGGUGAGUCUAGUUUCUUCAAGCUCUCGAAGCUCGAGUUUUUCGGGUACGAUUACGGAUACUUCACCAACUACACCUUUAUGGAGUGUCAGGAUCUUUGUUUGCAGCUGUGUAACUGCAAAGGGUUCCAAUACUCUCGAAUCCCAAGCCUUAGUAUAUAUAGCUGUUAUCCGAAAACAGUGUUGCUCAAUGGUUACAGGUCUCCUAGCUUUUUCGGAGACAUAUAUUUGAGAGUGCCAAAGAUACAUCUGUCAUCUUAUGGAUUGCCACAACAAGAUUAUAGUUUGAGUUGCUUAGAUAAGGUGGUUGAGCUAGACAGAACCUACGAGAAGAGCCGUGUAACUGGUCUAGUGAAAUUUUUGCUAUGGUUUGCCUGUGGAGUUGGAGGGUUCGAGAUCAUUUGUAUACUUUUGGUUUUGGGUCUAAUAACUCGAAACCGGAGAGAUUCCACUGAGGAUAAGUACGGUUACCAUCUUGCUGCAACUGGAUUCAAGAGGUUUAGCUACGCUGAGCUUAAGAAGGCGACGCGGGGUUUUAGUGAAGAAAUUGGAAGAGGAGCAGGAGGUGUUGUUUACAAAGCUGUGUUGGCUGAUCAUCGAGUUGCAGCGAUCAAGAGGCUUAAUGAAACCAACCAAGGAGAAGGUGAGUUUUCAGCAGAAGUCAACACUAUUGGGAGGCUGAACCAUAUGCAUUUGAUUGAGAUGUGGGGAUAUUGCUCGGAGGGAAAGCACAGGCUUCUUGUUUAUGAGUACAUGGAGCAUGGUUCCUUGGCACAAAAGUUAGCUUCCAAUGUCCUUGAUUGGGAAAAGAGGUUUGAGAUUGCUCUAGGCACUGCAAAGGGUCUUGCUUAUUUGCAUGAAGAAUGUUUGGAGUGGGUUUUACAUUGUGAUGUGAAGCCUCAAAACAUACUCUUGGACUCCAAUUAUCAACCAAAGGUUGCAGAUUUUGGCCUAUCCAAGCUCCUCGACAGAGAUGACCUUAAGAACUGGAGCUUUUCGAGGAUACGAGGAACUAGAGGUUACAUUGCUCCGGAGUGGGUUUACAAUUUGCCUAUCACAUCCAAAGUGGAUGUGUACAGCUAUGGGGUUGUGGUGUUGGAGAUGGUGACCGGAAAGAACCCGAUUAAGCCGGAUGUGGAUGCCAUUGAUGGUGAGCAGAGAAGGCUGAUCAUGUGGGUGAGGGAGAAAUUACAUAAUGGAACUUCUGCUAGUGAAAUUGAAGCUCGGAUAGGAGACGUCAUAGACCCUUCGUUUGAAGGUAAAUAUGAUGUAAAAAAGAUGGGGAUUCUGUUGGGAGUGGCUUUACAUUGCGUAGAGGAAGACAGAGACGCGAGACCAACUAUGAGCCAAGUCGUUGAGAUGCUUGUGCCGCUUGACAAAGACCAAGAACAUUAGCAAAAGAUUCACUGACCGGCGGCUUUUUUUUUUCUUGGUUUCUGGCGGCUUUGCUGUGUCAUGGUGUAUUUACCAAUCUACCGUACAAAAAUGUAUUUUUUUAUAUAACAAAUAAUGCGAUAUUUUAUUCAUGGUAGUCAAUUCUUUUGAAUAGAAACUGAUAUUAUUAGAAUUAAUAGACAAAGGCUAGA
Rosa chinensis is the source of this 2729-nucleotide messenger RNA. Its product is annotated as putative receptor protein kinase ZmPK1. The coding region runs from base 139 to 2538 and encodes 799 amino acids. The record is from RefSeq and is a predicted model, not a curated record. Gene Ontology annotation, molecular function: ATP binding; protein serine/threonine kinase activity. Lineage: Eukaryota; Viridiplantae; Streptophyta; Magnoliopsida; Rosales; Rosaceae. Gene Ontology annotation, biological process: protein phosphorylation; recognition of pollen. The transcript has a single exon.